This is a messenger RNA of Dreissena polymorpha, 4507 nucleotides long. Its product is annotated as protein HEXIM1-like. Gene Ontology annotation, molecular function: cyclin-dependent protein serine/threonine kinase inhibitor activity; 7SK snRNA binding. The coding region runs from base 100 to 987 and encodes 295 amino acids. Gene Ontology annotation, cellular component: nucleus; cytoplasm; nucleoplasm. Lineage: Eukaryota; Metazoa; Mollusca; Bivalvia; Myida; Dreissenidae. The transcript is spliced from 2 exons. Gene Ontology annotation, biological process: negative regulation of cyclin-dependent protein serine/threonine kinase activity; negative regulation of transcription by RNA polymerase II. The record is from RefSeq and is a predicted model, not a curated record.
UACGAUUAGUUGUCGUUUGGCAGCAAGUGGGACCACGUUAAUUUAUCAUGCACAUUUGCCCCAAAACAGCUAAUAUUACAUUGACAGAUUCACUAAUACAUGACAAAAAUUAUGGAAGAACAAAAUUUGGAGGUGGAUCGUCAACGGGAUGACGAAAAAAUGACGUUAAACGAUAAUAACAAUAGAGAUGCUGAAACCCCUGAAGUGGGCGAGUCCAAAAUGCUCAACGAAGAAUGCAAAGAAGCAGACGCCAAAAUUAUUGACAAAGAAAACACGGCGGGAAAUGGUGACAGUCCAACAAGUGAUUCGGACAACAAUGAAGGCCGAAAGAAGCGCAAGCGCCGUCGACGUCAGAAAGGUGGCAAGAACCAUAGGCGCUGGAAACCAUAUGAUAAAAUGAGUUGGACAGAGAAGCAGGCGCUGGAAGAGAAAGAGACUCGUAGAGCAACUCUUAAACGGGAAGAAGCUUUUGCCUCUGGGCACCCUGUUGCUCCGUACAAUACAACUCAGUUUCUGAUGGAUGACCACUGCAAGAACGAGGCUAUUUCACCUGAUCUUCACAGACAUAAUUCAAAUGAUUCAAAGGCCUCAAACUCUUCUGACACUUCCUCGGAUUUCUAUGAAGACGACGAGAAUGAUGGUUUUCAGGAGAAGAACUUCAUGGACACGUUCAAUGAUUUUCGUAUGCAAGAUUUGAUGAAUAAGACGAAAGAGGACCUUGUGCGAGAUUAUGUUCAACUUGAAAUGAAGUUGGAACAGAUAGAGAAUCAACACAAAUCGGAAGACCUUUCAAAGUCCGGUUCUGAAAGUGACUUUGCUGAUGAUUCAAUGGAGAUGAAGCAGGAAGAAGCUGACACUAACAAAAUGGUAGACUUUUCUGAAUACGAAAAGCUGAAAGCCGAAAAUAGCAAACUUAAGAUGCAAAACAAGUCUCUUCUUGACAUACUUGAGAGUUCAUUUCCUAAACAUGUACAAGAAUUAAAUUAAGUACUUGCUGUGUAUUUACUUGUAACAUGUAUAUUAAUUGAUUUUAAUGCAUUGACUUUUAUUUACACUUGCUUUUAUGAAUUUUGGUGAUCUCAAUAUUUUUCUGAAGUUCUAAAAAUGUGAUUUUACCAAAUGUCUGCAUGUCAUGUAAACAAUGUUGAUUUUUUUGUGCUUAUUCUCUCUUUUUUUGUUCAAAUUUUUAAUCAGAUUUUUUUUAAUUAAUCAAAAUGGAUAGGUUCUUUAUUGUAACAUCAAAGUACACGGAGACAAUGUAGACAUUUAUUAACUACUGCAUGGCAGGUUACCAUGGUAUUACAUAAAUUUCAGCGAUUUUUUUUGUCCAAUUGGGAAAAGUACCCGUUUCGGUCCAAUUGGGAAAAAUUGAGUCGUGAAAACCUGAAAAUUGGGGAAAAUCGAGUCGUGAAACCCCCAAAUUGGGAAAUUGGUGUAUUUGAUUUUAUGCUCCCAAAUACUUUAAAAUUGAUUCUAACUGUUUUCAAGCUGUCAAUAAUAUAUUUACCUAGGUUCAAACCAAAAUGUUGCAUUCCCCCCCCCCCCCCCCCCCCCCCCCCAAAAAAAAAAUAAAAAAUUAUUUUUAUUUAUUUUUCCUUAAAGGGAUCUUUUCACGCUUUGGUGAAUUGACAAAAUUGAAAAAAGUUGUUUCAGAUUCGCAAAUUUUCGUUUUAGUUAUGAUAUUUGUGAGGAAACAGUAAUACUGAACAUUUACCAUGGUCUAAUAUAGCCAUUAUAUGCAUCUUUUGAAGAUUUUAAAGCCUAAAAAUUAUAAAGCGUUGCAACGCGAAACGAUUGAAUAAUUUGGAGAGUUCUGUUUUUGUCGUUAAAUUUUGUGAAACUACGAAGAUUGCUUAUAUAGGGUAUAAAAUACGUCAAGUAAGUGUACUCGGCGGAAUAGCUCAGUAGGCUAAAGCGUUUUACUUCAGGACUCUGGCAGGACUCCGGGGGUCACUGGUUCGAAACCUGGUCCGGGCAAUGUUCUUUUCCUUUUUUAAAUUUUAUUCUUGAUUUUUUACUGGAGCUUUUACGAUCCAAUGUUUACAUUUAUCUAUAUAAAGCAUUUAAUGAAUAAGUAAAAAAAUGCCAAAAUCUGUGAAAAGGCACCUUUAAAUUUGGGAAUUUUUUGGCCAGCAAUCGGGAAAUAUGUAGUUUUUUUGUAAUUGGGAAAGUGCCGUUUACCGGUACUUUAUUAAGAAGGAAAAAAAUAGCUGAGUAUGGAAACCAGGCCGGGGUUAUGGUCAAUGACUUCAUUAAAACAUAAAUGUGCAAGUGCCAUUAUUGUCCCCUACCAGUGAAACCGGAGGGGACUUCUGGUUUGCACUCCGUCAGUCUGUCCGUCAUUCUGUCUUGUCAGUCCGUCACACUUUUCUGGAUCCUGCGAUAACUUUAAAAGUUCUUCAUAUUUUUCAUGAAACUUGAAACAUGGAUAGAUGGCAAUAUGGAGAUUAUGCACGUCAUUUCAUUUUGUUCCUCGUCAAAAAUUCUGGUUGCUAUGGCAACAAAAAAAAAAAAUUACUGACAAUGGUGGAGUUUCACCGGUAGGGGACCAUAUUGCUUGACAAUCUCUUGUCAGUAAAUUUUGCAUGCAUGGAUUACUAUGCAAUAUUUUUAUGUUCUGUUGAAGUGAAUUUAUUUGCAUUGUAAUUACAAGAAAAAUCUUGUAAUUGUUGUGAUCUGACAUGUCUAUAUGGAAUUGUUUGUUGUUAAUCAAAUGUUUUUGGAACUAACAAGACAUGUACAAUAUAACAUGAAAAAUGUUCAAGAGACAAUUUAUAUGUAACAGUAAUAUAAUUUUAACAUAUGGAUACCAUUCAAAUGAGAAUGUAUUUACACAUUUUAUUCUAAAUGAAUUUGUUAAAUUUGUAGACCUGUCAGUAGUCUUAGACAUGACGGAUUAAUUAUGUUGACCCUUUCAAUUUUAAAACUGUUUCCAUCCAAAAAUUGUGACAGCAAACAAAACUUUGUUGUAUGUUUUAAUAAUGGUAUCCAUGUUUGCAGGCCAUCUUCAAUCAUAUUAAUGCUUUUAUAUAAAAGUAUAUAUUUGCUUGACUUGUUUAAUGGCAGUUAUUGAAAUGUAUUUGUUCUUUGAUAUUGCUUUUAAUUGGCCGACUUAGUGGAAAAUAUGUGCAACAAAUAAUGUGCCAGUGGUGCUCAAUUGUCCCGUUUUGGACAUUUUAGAAAAAAGAAAAACUCAUAAAAAUAAUAAAACAUAAAAUAUGUAAUGAAAAAUAAGCCUAAGGCUUCAUUUUCAUUGUCAUUAUAUUAAUUUAGGGCAUUUUGAAAAUUCAUCUUUUUAUCAUGUGAAUACUAAUAUUUUUGUACAUAAUUACCGUGUGCGCUUUAUUAUUUUUAGUAUGCAGGAUGUAUUCUUGCCUACAUGUAAAAUAUAUAAAGUGUGUACCAGGUGCACAAGUUAUUUGUUAAGCAUUUUACCACAAUGUCUUUCAUUUUUGUUUUGAAACUUAAGGUGUUACAUGUACAUACUCGUCAUAUCAUGAAUUCCAUGUUUCAAAUGUUUGAAGAAUGCAAGGGCUUGACUGCUUACUCAAAAAGCUACAAUAUCAAAAAAGACAUUGUCAGCAAUUUUUGAUUGCCUACUUGUGUUUCAAGUUAGUAUUUCUUUAAUAAUAAUUUUCAAAUAACCGAUCUUUGAAGUUGUUAUUUUUUCUAACAAGUCCAUUAUUGCAUACAGUGCUAUUUUCAUAUUUUCAGGAUAAACAAUUUUGCUUAUUACCAAAAUAUUGAAAGGAGAGCUUUUCUCAGAGUACUUUCCUUUUCAUUUAAAGACUUGCAGCAAAAAAGGAAUUUUUAAUGCAAUUGUACAGUAGUCGUAAAAGAAGUUAAGAGUAUAGCCUGCCACUAGCAACUGAAAUGAGGCUGUAGUGAAUUUCAAGUUUUGAAGGAUCGAGUAUUGAUUGACCAUAGGUUUAUAAGGUACUGUCUCUGUAUCUCGAUAAAGCUCUGUAUUUGUGUGGAGUCUUAAUGAAUGGUUAACAUUUAUAUAAAUCCACGAUGUUCUUGUCGGCAUGACUUCUUUGAAUCAAUAACUUCCGAUUUGUGAAAGUCUGACUGGAAAGUCCGUUGUAGUAAAUACGUCGCUGACUUAUCAAUGACUUAUCAAAAAUAUUAAACACAGAAUUGAAAUUGUAAAAUGCCUCUCAUUUAUAAAGAUGAGAAAAUCUACCUCGAGUCUGUAGUAAAGACAGGGCAAAACAUCAAUAAAAUAAUAGAAUUAAAAUUGACGUGCACUCAACGUGCACUCGAAGCCCUUGUACUUAACUGAUCUGUAUAUGCUGCAGCUGUUGUUUAAAAAUGGUGUGUAUAACUGUCUUCCUUCUUGCUGUGUAGACUGCGUACUCCUAACCAUCCAGUUUUAGAAGAGUUACAUCUCAAAGCAAUGUGCUUCAUAAAAUUGUAUGCAUGUUCUUAAGUGUGUGCUUUCAUUACUUUACAUUGUUCAUAUGGUUGACAUGUUUCGUUUACUGAAUAAAUAAUACUUACGAAU